AUGUCUCGAAAACGUGAACAUGCAGUGGAUUGUGAAAUGGCCAAACGCGGAGUAUGGCUCGUAAAAGUGCCCCGGUACUUAUCCGAUCUUUGGGAGACAAAUGCUGGUACUGAUAUUGGACGACUAGUGAUACAUCAGGGUGCAAACGGAAAAGGAGAUCCUUUUGUCUGGACUUUCAUCGGCAUUAUGCGCCCCGAGGGAGGAGGGGUCAGGGUUACGGUGACUCGAAGUUUCGCACACAAAAUUAAGAAGAGGAGAGAAUAUCGCUUUUCGAUUCCUUUCCAAAGUAGGAAAGUGGUUAUAUCAAUGCGCUCCCUUCAAUUCGUUUUUCUCCUCGAUAGCGUGCUUGCAGUGAAGCUAAAAUCACGUCCUGGUCUUGUAUUACCACAAUCGGUAUCAUCUACCGUUAAAGGCCCUGCGCAGAUUCCUGAUGAACAUUCCUUCAUUCUCGGUGAUGUUCUAAAUCAGACGAUGGCAGUUCUGGCAGAAGACAAGACUGGUCUCAACGAAGAAGCAGAAAUCAAGUCGGGUCGGUUAUCACUCGAAGGGAGGGUUGUAAAACGUGCUGAAUGUCGACCACCUGCCUCAAAUAGUUAUUUAAAGAUGAAGAUUGCUCAAAUCUCUAACAGUGGACAACCCAAAAAGCAGGUUUUGCAGAUGGAAAAGGCAGCUGUUAAGUUUAAACCUGUUGCUGCACAUGCUGAAGACAUGAUGCGUAUCAAACAGAAAAAAGAAGGUGCCAAGACAGUGAGAGCUGACCGUAACGUACUAAUGCAAGCGCUGUUCCAUGCAUUCGAAAAGCAUCAAUACUACAGAUUACAAGAUUUACAGCAGUUGACACAGCAGCCUGCUGGGUACGUAAAAGAAUUGUUGACUGAAAUAGCUGUGUAUAACACUGCACCACCUCAUAAAAGCAUGUGGGAGCUGAAGCCAGAAUAUCGAGAUUAUGCUGUACAGAAGUAA
Molecule: messenger RNA, 963 nt
Organism: Necator americanus (New World hookworm)
Lineage: Eukaryota; Metazoa; Nematoda; Chromadorea; Rhabditida; Ancylostomatidae
Exons: 9
Coding region: 1-963 (320 amino acids)
Biological process (GO): transcription initiation at RNA polymerase II promoter; transcription by RNA polymerase II
Cellular component (GO): transcription factor TFIIF complex
Source: RefSeq, a predicted model, not a curated record